AACCUUUAUGGCUCAUACGGGCCACCGUAUUAUUUGUAGGCACUGCUUUGAUUAGCUUGCGUUCACGUUCACUGACUUUAUCUCAGUGGGGUGAAUUCGCCCAUUUUACAUUGUUUUCGCACAGCGGCUGUUUUUAUCCACAUCGUUUGAGUUGAAAUUAACAGCUGAACGCCUUCCAGCUAAAGUAAGUAAACAGCGUCGUGUUGUAUUUACAGCAGACCCGUUAAAGUCCAGCUAAUUAGCCCACAUUAUUCGGCCUGUUCGGCGGCGGCAUGUCGUACCGUAAAACUUUACAACUGAUUUGCGGCUUCGCCGGAGGCUCUGCUGCCGUCGUGUUCGCGGCUGCAGCCGCCGACUCCCGCGGGUACUUCGGGGAGCACCGCGGAGAGGGAGCGAGCCGGUGGUCGAGAUUUGCCGUCCUGCACGCGGCGCAGCCAGCUCGGACCCCGGUACACCACACACCAGCCGCGACCGGACCUGGCUGGGACUUCAACUGGGACAAGAGAGAUCCGUCUGUUCUGUCCAACGGGAGGAAGAGGGAGAGCGUAACAGAAGACCCCAGCUCUGAGCAGGACAACAGCAAGCCCAAAGCAACGCGCCACAUUCUCCUCAUCAGGCAUUCCCAGUAUAACCUGAGUGGAAACGGCGACACGGAGAGGGUCCUCACCCCACUAGGCCGUGAGCAGGCCGAGUUGACGGGUCAGAGGUUGGCAGCGUUGGGUUUAAAAUACGAUGUUCUGAUCCACUCCAGCAUGACCAGGGCAACCGAGACUGCACACAUCAUCAGCAAAUACAUCCCAGGUGUGGAUCUGGUGAGCUGUGACCUGCUGAGAGAGGGAGCUCCUGUGGAACCAGUUCCUCCGGUCACCCACUGGAAGCCUGACGCUGUGCAGUACCAUGAAGACGGAGCUCGCAUUGAGGCAGCCUUCCGCCGCUACAUCCACCGGGCUGACCCCAAGCAGAAAGAGGACACCUAUGAGAUCAUCGUGUGUCAUGCCAAUGUCAUCCGUUAUUUUGUCUGCAGAGCUCUGCAGUUCCCCCCUGAGGGCUGGCUGCGCAUGGGCCUGAACAACGGCAGCAUCACCUGGCUCACCAUCCGCCCGAGCGGCAGGGUGGCCCUCAGGACCCUGGGAGACGCGGGAUUCAUGCCUCCAGACAAACUGACACGGACCUAAAAUCUCAGCACAAAGCAGCUUUAAUGGGGAAAAAAAAAAAGUUGAAAAGGUUUCAGGGUUAAAUCUCAGUUGUUGUUUUUUUUAAAUUAUUUUUCCUCCUCAAGUGUCUUGAAAAUAAACUUUUGAUGAAUUCAUUUUAUAACCAACCUAGCAUCAUGAUACGAGACUGUGCUGCUGCGAUUACUUCAACGCCAUCGCCAAGAGAAGUGAGAAUCGGCUGCAUAGCAACUCCUGCUGAAUGUAAUUGACUUUUACAGAAGUGACAGAUUUUUACACCAAAAAGGCUCUAUUUAUCUAGCAGUCAAUGCAUUUCAAGUCGUCAGCUUAACAUAUUGCAUUUAAUUAAGUUUGAAGGUAUAUUUGUUGUAUUGUGGUAAAUAAAGAGUUUAAAACGUC
This is a messenger RNA of Xiphophorus maculatus (southern platyfish), 1571 nucleotides long. It is a transcript of the gene pgam5, whose product is annotated as PGAM family member 5, mitochondrial serine/threonine protein phosphatase. Gene Ontology annotation, biological process: positive regulation of mitochondrial fission. Gene Ontology annotation, cellular component: mitochondrion. The coding region runs from base 273 to 1175 and encodes 300 amino acids. NCBI's taxonomy places the organism in Eukaryota, Metazoa, Chordata, Actinopteri, Cyprinodontiformes, Poeciliidae. The record is from RefSeq and is a predicted model, not a curated record. The transcript has 6 exons.